Molecule: messenger RNA, 927 nt
Organism: Tremella mesenterica DSM 1558
Lineage: Eukaryota; Fungi; Basidiomycota; Tremellomycetes; Tremellales; Tremellaceae
Exons: 2
Coding region: 1-927 (308 amino acids)
Source: RefSeq, a predicted model, not a curated record
AUGUCACAACAAGGUAGUAUAUACUAUACCAUCGACCCCAACUGUUCUUUAGACUAUGACAUAACCAUAGUGGCCCAGAUCUGCAGUGGCGAUCUCGGCAAUAUGAUUGAUAAUGAACUCUCUACUCAAGCGGCAGAGAUCACCCGUCUCCAUACAAUUCUGACUUCAAGUCUCCAACAUCUGAACAUUUCCACUGCUAGCGGUUUAGAACAAGCCUUAACUUCCCUACAGAUACGCACCUAUGGACAUGAUUCUCUAGCAGGAAAUCACGUCGCCACCCUUGCCAGGAAUCUUCGACUGGCAUUGACCAAAACUAUUGAUACCCAUGUGGUACUUGCUGAAAUCCCCCAUGAUCUUGAAAUGACCACCGGAGAUAUUCCUGUUGUUAAUCUUGUCUUUCCACCUGACACGCUCCUCCCCUCCCCCGAUCAAGAUGCUGUCGCCAAAUGGCGGUUCAGUAAGAAGGAUGAACAACAGGUUCGGACGUAUUACCAUCAACCAACUCUUAGUCGGCUGCGUUAUACGCUUCGAUGUGAUUUGAGAUGGUCGGAUAAUCAACAGAGAUGUAUAUAUCAAGAGCACAAAGCAGGACAUCUACAAUUCCCAGGUAUGAUACUGAGUGAUGUGGAAAUUUCGAUGGAAGGUAUCGAAAGUUGGUUGAAUGGUGCGUAUCGAUCGGAUGUUCAGCUUCAAACGAAUGAGAUUACUGAAAUGGAUGAAAGUCAGGAACUUGUUUGGCGUACAAGUCGUGUCACGAGACCAACUAACCAGCAUUGGGACGAUAUAACAGUGCCCUUCAGAGGCAGCGGUCUAAACCACUGUGCUAAAAGGCCUAUUAACCGGCGGUUACUGCAUACCGCCGGUCGCUGGUUAAAUACCCAACCCAUCCUAUCACUAUCACUAUCAAACUGUCUUGUCACUUCGUGA